This is a messenger RNA of Cannabis sativa, 4015 nucleotides long. Its product is annotated as pentatricopeptide repeat-containing protein At5g16860. Gene Ontology annotation, biological process: RNA modification. The coding region runs from base 819 to 3386 and encodes 855 amino acids. The transcript is spliced from 2 exons. Gene Ontology annotation, molecular function: zinc ion binding; protein binding; RNA binding. The record is from RefSeq and is a predicted model, not a curated record. Lineage: Eukaryota; Viridiplantae; Streptophyta; Magnoliopsida; Rosales; Cannabaceae.
CCCAUUUUCGCUUCAGGUCGCCUCGGAGUGGUCGCCGAUUGAGCGUUGACGGUCGAGGUUGAGCGUCGACGGUCCUGGGUUUACCGUGGAUGACCGUGGGUUGAGCGACGACGUCUGCUGCGCGUUGGGGAUGAUGGGGUUGGUUGCCGUGAGUGUAGGUAAGUUAAGAGAGAGGAAGAGAGAGGCUGAGAUGGGAUUUGAAAUGUGGGGUAGUUUUGGGAAAUUAGUAAAGUGGCCAUAUAUGACCAAUUUUAAUAACUAUGCUAAAUUAUAGGAUAUUUUAAGUAAAUAGCUUGAAAUUAAUCAGAUGGAAAAAAGAAAAAAAAACUUGGAAAAUCAAUAAAUGUCAUUUCCCCUUAUUUGUACGGACUUUUUUUUCUUCUUCUUCUUCUUCAACCUAAACUCAAAACCCUUAAACUGUUUCUCCUCAAUUCUUCUCCAAACAAACUCAAAACUUUCUGCUGCACCAACAACAACUUCUCUGUUUUUACUCUUUACUUUUGCUAGUUAAGAGUUGGUAAGCUUCUGGGAAAAAUGAUUGGUUUUCUUCUCUCAAUUCAAGAGUUGAUUGAAAAACCAAAAGUGGGAAGAAAAAGUGCAAAAAGCCCCACCAAACAUGCCUGAAUUGAAUUCACCUUUUGGAGCUUCUACCCCUUAACACACUAGCUCAACCGGGGGCCACUCAAAUGUAGUAUGGAAAAUGACUUUGGCAGAGCAAUUAGCGUAGUUGAUGAGAAAGCUGAGUUUUGUGUGUGAAUUCUGUUCUUUUGGCAAUAAUCACAAAAUAUAAGUUAUAACAAUGAAGGAAAUUGACUAGUAUGCCAUUUUUCUCAAUUUGUCGAAACCUUAACGUUUUGAGAUUUAUGGCUACUACCCCGAAGGCCUUCUACACUGGGGCAGCCUCAGGUACUCUUCAGAUAACAACUUCCUUAUUGAAGGAAUGCAAGUAUUUGAUUCAGGCCAAGCUAACUCACCAAAAAAUCUUGGUACUUGGCCUAGCACACUGUCUCACAGAUCUUAUUGGUGCCUACAUAACAUGCAAUGCUCCAGCAUAUGCCACGAAACUGCUUGAGCGCCUUGAGCCGUUGCCAUAUUCUCUAUUUUGGUGGAAUGCGUUGAUGAGGCGUGCAAUUCGCUCUGGUUUGCCAAAUGAAGUCCUUGUACUGCACCUUCAAAUGCACAGACUUGGGUGGAGGCCUGACCAUUACACAUUUCCUUUUGUUCUUAAAGCUUGUGGUGAACUUUCCUCAUUUCGGCUAGGCGCUUCAGUCCACGCUGUAGUAUGCUCAAGUGGGUUUAAUGGAAAUGUGUUUGUUUGUAAUGCUCUGGUCACUAUGUAUGGUCGUUGUAGUGCUUUGGGAAAUGCACAAAAAAUGUUUGAUGAAGUGUUCAACAGAGGAAUAGGUGAUGUUGUUUCGUGGAACUCGAUCGUGUCAGCUUAUUCCCAAAAUGGUGAAUCAAAGAAUGCAUUGAAUAUGUUUGGUCGAAUGAUGAAGGAUCUUAGUGCACGCCCUAAUGCUUUUAGUCUAGUGAAUAUCCUUCCUGUUUGUGGCUCUAUGGGUUUAUCAAUGUGGGGUAAGGAAGUUCAUGGUUUUGCUGUCCGAAAUGGUUUUAAUGAAGAUGUCUAUGUGGGUAAUGCCAUUGUGGACAUGUAUUCCAAGUGUGAGUUGAUGGAUGAGGCUGACAAAGUUUUUGGGCAAAUGAAGGUUAGGGAUGUGGUAUCGUGGAAUGCUAUGGUUACAGCGUAUUCUCAUGUUGGUAGAUUUGAAGAUGCUAUUGGCUUAUUUGAAAAGAUGAGUAAUGAGAAAAUUGAAUUGAAUGUUGUGACAUGGAGUGCAGUAAUUGCAGGGUUUGCUCAACGAGGUUUAGGUUAUGAAGCAUUGAAUGUAUUUCGACAAAUGCUAGGUUGUGGUAUUGAUCCAAAUGUUGUUACCCUUGUGUCUCUUUUGUCAGGUUGUGCAUCUGCAGGAGCAUUACUUCAGGGAAAGGAGGCUCAUUGUUAUGCCAUAAAAUGUGUUCUAAACCAAGACAUGAAAGAUCAAGAGGAAGAUUUAAUGAUUAUUAAUGGUCUAAUUGACAUGUAUGCUAAAUGCAAAGGUCUCAAAAUGGCACGAAAGAUGUUUGAUCUUAUAGAACCGAAGGAAAAAAAUGUGGUGAGUUGGACAGUCAUGAUUGGUGGGUAUGCUCAACAUGGGGAAGCCAAUGAUGCGUUACUUCUAUUUCACCAAAUGCUUGGUCAACAUAACUACCAAAGGCCUAAUGCUUUCACCAUGUCUUGUGCUUUGAUGGCAUGUGCUCAUUUAGGGGCACUAAGAUUCGGUAAAGAAAUUCAUGCCUAUGUAAUUCGCAAUGAACAUGAUUCCACGACACCUUUUGUGUCUAAUUGCCUUAUUGAUAUGUAUUGCAAAUCUGGAGACAUUGGUGAUGCUCAAGUUGUGUUUAACAAGAUGAAACUCAAGAAUUUUGUUUCAUGGACAUCAUUGAUGGCUGGUUAUGGCAUGCAUGGUCAUGGUAAAGAAGCUCUUCAGGUGUUUGAUGAUAUGAGAAAAGUAGGUAUGGUGCCGGAUGGUGUCACUUUUGUCGUUCUCCUAUACGCUUGUAGCCAUUCUGGAUUAAUUGAUGAGGGAAUAAGAUAUUUUAGUGACAUGACCAAGGAUUAUGGUGUUACUCCUACGGCAGAACACUACGCUUGCAUGGUUGAUCUCUUGGGCCGUGCUGGUCGCUUGUGUGAAGCUUUGAAGCUUAUUAGUGACAUGCCUAUGGAACCAACUCCGAUAGUUUGGUUUUCAUUACUUAGUGGUUGUAGGAUUCAUGGAAAUGUUGAGGUUGGGGAAUAUGCUGCAAAUAGGUUGUCAAAAUUGGAUUUGCAGAAUGAUGGAUCCUAUACUUUGUUAUCAAACAUGUACGCCAAUGCUAAUCGAUGGAAAGAUGUUGCUAGAAUUAGAUAUAUGAUGAAACAUACAGGGAUCAAGAAGAGGCCGGGUUGUAGUUGGGUUCAAGGAAAGGAAGGGACUACAACAUUUUUUGUAGGAGAUAGGCGACAUCCUCGAUCCCAACAAAUAUAUGAAUUGCUUGCAAGCUUGAUAGAGCGCAUUAAAGCCAUCGGGUAUGUCCCAGAAACCAGUUUUGCACUCCAUGAUGUGGAUGAUGAGGAAAAAGGUGAUCUUCUCUUUGAACAUAGUGAGAAGUUGGCUCUUGCCUAUGCCAUUCUGACAACUCCACUUGGUACACCUAUUCGUAUCACCAAGAAUAUACGUGUUUGUGGUGAUUGCCACAAUGCCAUGACUUAUAUAUCCAAGAUUAUUGAACAUGAAAUCAUAUUAAGAGAUUCAAGUCGCUUCCAUCAUUUUAAGAAUGGUUCAUGUUCCUGCAAAGGUUAUUGGUGAGAAUGACCUUAAGUAUUUGCUUUGCUAUCAGCUAUAGGAAAAUUUAUACUCAUUAUGUCCUGCAAUGAAGAGAUUUUGGGUAAUAUUUUCAAAUGAAUAGGGUCCUGUUUGGCAUCAUCACUUAAAGAGUGUUUGAGUUUGUUUUCUUGGAUAGAAAACUGAGUUAAAAGAAACAAGAAUUUUGAGAACACCUCUAAUAUGUUCUCCAGUGUUUGUUCUUAGUUCUCUUGGUUCUCCUCAAUUCUUCUCCGAACAAACUCAAAUCUUUACACUUCACCAACAAGUAAGUAAGAUCAGCCACUCUCAACUUUUUUUUUUCUGUAAAUGCUCGACAGUUCAAACUUCAAAUAAUGUCUUUAAAAAAGUAAAAGCAAUAUUUGGUUUUGCUUUGGGGUUGGUUGGUUUGGUGCAUGGUGUAAGUAAAGCAUAUUCAACAAUUGAUGGCUCCUUGUUUUUCGAAAAGAGAAUUGAUCUGUCAAUAAAGAAUACUUAGUGAACUUAGGUAGAUCAGAUUCCCAAUUUCUUUCCCAAAAGUUUGUAAAUCUGUCUCAAUACUUGUUUUUGAGUCUUGCCCUUUAUUCCUCCAAUCAAUAAAAUGUAAAAAGUUAUCAUCUUGAGCUUUAGUCAAG